AACGCCUCGCCGCCCCGCCGGAAGUGCUCCGGGAAACGCCCCGCGCCCAUCCGCGGAAAGAUGGCGCUGGAAGCCGGCGAUAUGGAGGACGGCCAGCUCUCGGACUCGAGCUCCGACAUGACAGUGGAGCUGGCCGACCGGCCGCUGCAGAAAGCACUUGGGGGAGACAGCACCCUAAGGGCCUUCCAGAGCUCUGCUGCAGCGUGUCUGCCUGUAUCACACUAUCGGACUGUUAAAAGUGUGGAUUCAAGUGAAGAGAGCUUUUCCGAUUCCGAUGAAGAUAGCUCUCUUUGGAAACGCAAGCGACAGAAAUGUCUGAACCUGCCACCUAAACCAGAGCCUUUUCAGUUUGACCAGAACAGUCAGAAGCCAGCUGUUGCUGGAGGAAAAAAAAUCAACAACAUAUGGGGAGCUGUUCUUCAGGAACAGAGUCAAGAUGCAGUGGCCAGUGAACUUGGUAUCUUGGGGAUGGAAGGCAGUAUUGACAAGAGCAGGCAAUCGGAAACCUACAAUUAUUUGCUUGCUAAGAAACUUAGGAGAGAAUCUCAGGAGUGUACAAAAGAUUUAGACAAAGAGCUAGAUGAGUAUAUGCAUAGUGGCAAAAAACCCGAGUCAAGGGAAGAAGAAAAUGGGCAGGGUCAUCUUAAACGGAAGCGACCUGCCAGAGAGAGACUGGGCUCCAGACUGGAAAUGGAUUACAAAGGCCGCUACGAGAUCUCAGAAGAUGACACUCAGGAGAAGGUGGCUGAUGAAAUUGCUUUCAGGUUACAGGAACCAAAGAAGGAUCUUAUAGCCCGAGUAGUGAGGAUAAUUGGGAACAAAAAGUCUAUUGAGCUUCUGAUGGAAACCGCUGAAGUGGAACAGAAUGGGGGUCUUUUUAUAAUGAAUGGUAGUAGAAGAAGAACACCUGGUGGAGUUUUUCUAAAUCUCCUGAAAAACACUCCUAGUAUCAGUGAAGAACAAGUUAAGGACAUUUUCUACAUUGAAAAUCAAAAGGAAUAUGAAAAUAAAAAAGCUGCUAGGAAGAGGAGAACCCAAAUAUUGGGGAAGAAAAUGAAACAGGCUAUUAAAAGUCUGAAUUUUCAAGAGGAUGAUGACACCUCACGUGAGACCUUCGCUAGUGACACAAAUGAGGCCCUGGCUUCCCUGGGUGAGGCGCAGGAAGGACAUGGAGACGCAAGGCUGGAUGGAGAUGAAGCCUUUGAGGUGGACCACUCACACGACCUGGAUAUAUUUUAAGCACUUUGUGGAUAUUUCCUACAUGUAUAGUGUAACAUUUCUGCUUUCUGCUCUGACUCACUUAGUACUGACAGACAUGAAGAUCUGGAGGCGUUAAUGUAUGUAGGCAAAGGAGUGUGAGGAACUGAAGUGUUCAAGAUGCUCAUGUCUGACACAGCACAGAAAAGUUUGCAGCCCAGGAUUAACAUCUCAGUCUACUGUAUGUGCUGAUGAGUUAUGAGUACCAGCUGAUACUUUGCUUUGAUCCAGUCAUAAUAACACGCCACUCAAAACUUCUGUUAGGUUCUGUUUCUGAUUUGUCUUUGUGCUGAAUUAUGCUAUGGUUUCCAAACAUUCCAUUAGAGCCUGAGGGAACAUGGAAAUUGUUAAACUGUUACAAAUGCAUUCCUAUUCAUGCUAGUUUUUUCUGUGUUAAUAAGAAGUUCAGCAUUUGUGAGUUUUGUUUGUUUGGAGAUAGGAUCUCACUGUAAAUUUCAGGCCGGCCUGAACUGAAUCCUCAGCCUCCUGAAUGUAGGGAUUAUAGGUGUGUGUCCCCCCUGGCUAUUUUCAGGCAAUUCUAAGAACAAGGACUUAGAACAGGCUUCUGUUGUCAGUCCUUUCCACUUGUUUGCAGAGAAACAAAUGUCACAAGCUUUCCAAAGAAACAUUGGUUCUGAACUUCUUGAGUUGUACUUGAAAAACUAUGAUCCACACCUGUGUUUUUAUCAUGGACAUGUAAAAUUCUGAGUGAUGGCCUGCCUAAGAUUUGUUUUACCUUAUGUUAAGGAAGCUAGCUAUUUAUGUCAUAUCUGCAUGAGGUUUCAAAUUACUCAUUUUUAUUAAAGAAAAAAAUAGUGCUUAAGAUGUUUCUAGGGUUAACUAGUUUACAGAAUAAAGCAAAAAUGUGUUCAUGAAACAGAAAAUUGAUUAUUAAGAAAAAGUACAAUUCAGCAAUUAUAAGUGGUCUUUACAGUGUACUUACUGUCUCUUCGAAGUUCCUAAAAGUGUAUCAUUGAAACUUGAAUCUCAGAGGGAAGUGGUUAUUAGUUGCUUUUCAUUUACAAAUUACGCAAAAAUAAAUUUGGUUCUUGGCAGUCCUUAAUGA
This is a messenger RNA of Perognathus longimembris pacificus (Pacific pocket mouse), 2323 nucleotides long. It is a transcript of the gene Phax, whose product is annotated as phosphorylated adaptor for RNA export. The record is from RefSeq and is a predicted model, not a curated record. The transcript has 5 exons. Bases 61 to 1239 code for a protein of 392 amino acids. Gene Ontology annotation, biological process: snRNA export from nucleus. Gene Ontology annotation, cellular component: nucleus. Lineage: Eukaryota; Metazoa; Chordata; Mammalia; Rodentia; Heteromyidae.